AUGCGCAAGACUGUCUUGGAUUGUUUGUACAUGGGUUCCUACGAUGACUACUUCAUCCUGAAGGACGCCGUGGGAACGAUUGGCUUCUUUGGUCAUCAGAAGUGCACAACCACAUUCUGGAUGCUUGCAUAUGACUGGCCGCUGAUUCGUGAGACGAGUACCUACAGACGUCUGAGAGCACACGCGGAGAUGCCAUGGUCAGCUCUGGAAUUUGAGAACAUGGGUGAUCCUAUCCAACUUCUGGACCAGAAUCCGACCACAUUUGAGGAGUUUAUUCAAAUGCAUCGACGAACUCACGAGCAGCUCAAGAAAGGAGACAACAAUGUUGGGAUUGCCCUCUGCAUGCAGCUACUUGAUCGCGCCGACUCAGGAAAAAAAUCCGGAAAGCCGGAUGCUUGGGAGGAAGAGAAAAAAGAUGUAGCGAUACGAAGUGACAAGGUGGGCCCGCGGCUAGCGAAUGGAUGCCUCCACAGUGUCACAGGUGACCCAGCAGCACAACAGUCCCUUCUCGGCAAGCGGCGGCAGAGCCACUGCCACUCACUCACUGGAACGAAGUUGUGGAUCGGUGCAAUGCUAGUGGACGGCCACCCACUUGGUUUCUGGAAGAAGGAGAAGAUUGCACGGCUAGAGAGAUCACUGCAAGGCUUAAAUGAACAACUUUCAUUUGCUCAUGCUGAAUGCUUCGAGAAGGAUGCUAUUUUAUCCAAGCAAGCAAAAGUAGCUGAAGAAGCCAUACUAGGCUGGGAGAAAGCAGAGGCUGAAGCUAUAGCUAUCAAGACAGAACUUGAUGAUACUCUACAUCAGAAAGCCAUGGUUGAGCAAAGGAUUUGUCAGCUUGAUGAGGCUCUAAAUGUUGCAGCGGAAGAGAGGGAGUUGUUGAUAAAGGAUACUGCUCAAAUAAUUUCUUGUGAGAAGGAUAAAGUUUGGAAUCUAGAACAAAAUGUCGCGGAGAAAGAGAACAUAAUUGCUAGCUUGGACGAUGAGUACAGCAGACUAUCUGAAAUCCUCUCAGCAAAAGAGAAAAUCAUCUUAGAUCUAACUGAAUCAAAUGCAGUGAAAGAGUCGGACUUGAAGGACCUUGCAGUAAAACUAGAGUCAACAGAGAGAUCAAAUUCUUCUCUUAGAUAUGAGGUUUGCAUGCUGCAGAAGCAACUUGAUAUUCGUAGUGAGGAAAGGAAGUGUAACCUCAAAUCUGCUGAUGCUUCACACAAACAACAUCUUGAAAAUGUAAGGAAGAUUACUAAGCUAGAAGAAGAAUGCAAGAGAUUGCGCUCAAUGGUACGUAAAAGGCUACCAGGACCAGCUGCCAUUGCUAGAAUGAGAAGUGAAGUUGAAACACUGAGCAGCAGUACAACACACAUAAGGACGGGAAAGUUGAAUUCUUCGCCAUCCUUCAAUUCAUAUGAUCAGACACAGAACACUUCCAAUGCAUCACAUGUAAGUCCUUCAUUGCUUGCAAGGCUACACGUGACGGAAGAUGAAAAUAAGGCCAUGCAGGAAUCUCUUUCUAGAAAGGAUGGUGAACUUCAGCAUUCCCGUACCAUGCUUGCUCGCACAACCUCUAAACUUUCCCAAGUUGAAGCUCAACUCGAAGACUUAUCAGGUGAUCGAGCUACCACAGAACUGGCAAAAAGGAGUCCUACAGUGGUUGAAAAUCCUCUUUCAUCUAUCUCCGAGGGUGGUCGCAAUGAAGAUAAUGUCAGCUGUUCUGGUUCAUGGGCAUCAGCCUUGAUUUCUGAACUUGAACAUUUCAAGAAGGGGAAGCUGACUACACCUUCUUGUAAGAGCACAAGAAUGUCAGACUUAAGUUUCAUGGAUGACUUUGAAGAAAUAGAAAGGCUAGCGAUGGUAUGUGAUGAUAAGCCUUCAAAAUCAUAUGAUGUAAAGAGAGAGGCAGCAGAAUCAGCAGGUAAAGAGCUGGUUCCAGUUGAUGGUCUCAGUGAAACAGCUAAUCAAGUUCACCCGCACAAGACUGAGAAGGGACUCCUGAAGUUAAUUGAACUUGUCGAGGGAGUUAUCCAGAGAUCGUCAAAAGAUUACAGUAGCAACCUUGUGCAAUCUGGUGGCAACAUGGGUGAUCAAUCUACGCUGAUAACUGGUUAUUUCGCUCAUGCAUUCUUAUGGAAAACAUCAGAACUCACAUGUGUACUGCGACACUUCAUUGUUGUAUGCAAUGAGCUUCUGUAUGGGAAUACUGAUGUCGAAAGAUUUGUUCUUGAAGUGAGCCUCACACUAGAUUGGAUACUGAACCACUGCUUUUCACUGCAAGAUGUAUCAGAGAUGAGGGAAACUAUCAUAAAGCAUUUGCAUUUAGAUAGCACUGAUGUGCAUGAAGCUGUUGCAGCCAAACAAAUAGGAGUCCAAGCCACAAAUGGCAUAGAUGAACCCGGCACUCCAAACAGCGUGCAGAUGUCACUAGUUUCUCAAUCAAGCCCCAUGGAUAUUGGACUUAAAGCUGAUAAUGACACAGACAGUAUAAGGAAUGGAGUCUCAUUCUUCCAUGCACCGGAAGUAAAAUCUUCAAGUUUGCGAGCAGAACUUAAUGCAUUGAAAGAAACAGGAAAUCUGGUAACACAUGGUGUUGAUGGUAAAUCAACAGUGAGUGAACUUGACAAACACAAAUCCAUCGCUAACUCUGAGGUAAACAAGGGCAAUCUACAGGGAAGCAGUCACUCUACUGAAGAAGACCCAAAAUGUGUUUCUGGGAAUAAAGAUAAAAAUCUACAAGCGCAGCUGGAGAUCUCGACAGCAUCAGAGAAGCUCAUUGAGUGUCAGGAGACAAUCCUAAACCUGGGAAAGCAACUGAAAGCACUUGCAUCGCCAAAGGAUGCCACCUCGGUUCGUCCAGAGCGAAAACCUCGGUCCAAGUCACUGAAUGAGAUGCUAGCCGUCGACGACGGGGGAUUUGAUGACCUCAGCUCCCCGAAGACCAAGGAGAUUAUAUGCUCAGAAAUAAGGCCACCACAUGAAAGAAAAUUUUCGGCCGACGGGGGAGGUGACGAUUCAGAAUCGUGUUAUUCUCACCCAACACCGGUGGCUCCACCCGCCAAGCCUUCCGUUGUGAGCGGAAGCUGCAAGAAAGAAGCCGCCGCCAAGGCCGUAUCACUAGCCGUUGUCCCAAGCAAGCAGAAGGGGAACCCCAACUUGCUCAAGAGGAUCCUGACAGGAAGGAGGAGGGAUGCCAUAAUCAAACCAAAGGUGGUCCUGAGUGCUUAG
This is a messenger RNA of Triticum turgidum subsp. durum (durum wheat), 3216 nucleotides long. The record is from the annotation of a GenBank genome assembly. NCBI's taxonomy places the organism in Eukaryota, Viridiplantae, Streptophyta, Magnoliopsida, Poales, Poaceae.